Messenger RNA from Cuscuta campestris, 3537 nucleotides. The record is from the annotation of a GenBank genome assembly. Lineage: Eukaryota; Viridiplantae; Streptophyta; Magnoliopsida; Solanales; Convolvulaceae.
CACGAAUCCUCGCCAUUUUCGUCUCUACGAUCUGAAACCCUAGAAGACAACGCGACGCAGGGAAGAAGAAGAAGAAGAAGAGAUCGCACCUUGAGAAAUGGGGAAGCAGCCCGUGAAGUUGAAGGCCGUCGUCUACGCGCUUUCUCCGUUCCAGCAGAAGGUGAUGCCCGGUCUAUGGAAGGACCUUCCCGGCAAGAUCCACCACAAGAUCUCCGAGAACUGGAUCAGCGCAUCCCUUUUGCUCGCCCCUCUCAUCGGCGUCCACUUGUAUGUGAAGCAAUACCAGGAACAUGAGAAGCCGAGGAGUUUGUAUGACCUUGAGGCGGUAAAUACAGAUGCAUUCAAAUUUCAAACAGUUGUCGUCACUUCUUCCACAGUCUCAUUUACCAUUUCUCUCCGACCGGCUCCGCAGAGCCCAAUUCCUCUCCGACCGGCUCCGUUCUGCCAGAACCCUAGAUUUCUUUUCCUUUUUAAUCUCAGGUUUGGUAGUGCUGUGUUUAUAUUGCAAUCCAUGGCAAAAGACAACAAUGCCAACAGCUACGAAGAGGCUCGCAAGCAACGAGUUCUUGAAAACAAGAAACGGUUUGAGGAUCUGGGAAUUUUGAACAUCUCCAGAGGCUUAUCUGAUAUUGCGAAGCCCGAGAAGAAGGUCCAGGUUCUGAGAGCAAGGCGCAUACCAAAUGCCACGUACGUGUUAGAACCAAGACGCUCCUCACGUGUGCGUAAUCCGGUUCAAUCAUACCAUGAUGAUCUAGUCGUGGAACUUCCAUCUUUGCGCAAGAGAUCAAGGUCGAGUUCUUCUUCAUGGGCAAGUUAUCUUGCAAGACCAAUAGAAGAAGUUAAAGUUGCUUCUUAUGAAGAAAGAACACAAGCUUACAAAGCUGCAGAGAAACUCCAAAGUAAUCUGCAAUCUGGAAAUCCAUCAUUUAUCAAAUCAAUGGUUAGGUCUCAUGUCUACAGCUGUUUCUGGUUGGGGCUUCCAAACAGAUUCUGUGAGGUUCAUCUACCCAAAUCAACUGUGGAGAUGGUGUUAGAGGAUGAGGAAGGUGGUGAAUAUGAUGCUGUGUUCAUAAGCAAAAGAGCUGGGCUUAGUGGUGGAUGGAGAGCAUUUGCAUUGGAACACAAGCUUGAUGAUGGGGAUGCUUUGGUUUUUGACUUGGUUGAGUCUACCAAGUUCAAGGUGUACAUAGUUAAAGCAUCCCAAUAUCCAAGCCAAGGCAUUGAGAGCGACGAAAGGGAAGAAAAUGAUGAUGAAGAAGAAAUCCAACAUAAGCCCGCAGAGAGGGGAAAGAAGAAAGAUUCGGCGAAUUCCCCCGAAGAGGUUCCUGCAUCAGAUGGAAUAACCAAAGGGGAAACGAUGAAGCCAUCAAGAAGGAACACUCGAUCAUGCGGUAUAACGGCGCACCAGUCGGCGUUCCGCCGCGGAUUCGUGCGUCUGAUCGAUUGCAAGGUUCGAGGCGUCGUCGGCGAAUUCAAACUCCUAGGCUCCUGGCUCAGGCUUCGAUCUCGAUUCCCUGUAGUGCGGGGAAGCAGUACUUACAGAGACGCCAUUGUUUUCGAUCAGCAAUUGCUUCAAGCAACAUUUGUUGCGCAAGCUAUUGGCGAUUUAAGCUCGGAUGAACAAACCCUUCUUGCGUUUACAAAUUCUGUACCCCAUGGCCGCAUGAUCAACUGGAAUCCAGCAAGCCCCAUGUGUUCAUCUUGGGUGGGCAUUAUCUGCAGCAAAGGUGUGGGUCCCCGCGUGGUUGCUGUUCGACUCCCGGGGUUUGGGCUCACUGGUCCCAUCCCUGAAAAGACACUUGGAAAACUAGACGCGUUGAUGGUUCUUAGUCUUCGUGCCAAUUUUCUAAAUGGAAGUCUUCCUUCUGACCUCGCUUCUCUUCCAUCUCUACAAUACCUUUUCCUUCAAAAUAACAACUUCUCCGGUCAUAUCCCUACCACGUUUUCCCAUCAACUAAACGUUUUGGAUCUUUCAAAUAAUUCCUUCAGCGGUGUUGUUCCUGCCGUGUUUCAGAAUUUGACUCAACUGAUAGGAUUGAACCUCCAAAAUAACUUCCUUUCUGGACCUGUACCCAAUUUCAGGCUCCCAAGACUUCAACAUUUGAAUUUGAGUAACAACCAACUUGAUGGUUCUAUCCCGUCAUCCCUUAAAAGCUUCCCCAAAUCUUCAUUUGAGGGCAACUCAUUGUUGUGUGGGUUACCUUUAAUGUCAUGUUCCCCUCUCCAACCUCCAUCCAAUGUCCCCGAUGCUCUUUCUGCUAAAAACAAAAGCCACAAGAAGCUUAAAUCGGGGGUUAUAAUUGCCAUUGCAGCUAGUGGGGCUGUGUCACUCUCUAUAGUAGCUAUAUUCAUUUUCUUGUGCUGCCUGAAGAAAAAGGAGAGAGAUCCCAGAUGUGCUCCCAAAGGAAAGCCUCUAAACAGAGGAAGGAAUGAUAAACCAAGUGAAGAGUUCGGCAGCGGGGUACAGGAGGCUGAGAAAAACAAGUUGGUUUUCUUUGAAGGAUGCUCGUAUAACUUUGAUCUUGAGGACUUACUGAGGGCCUCGGCCGAAGUGAUGGGGAAGGGGAGUUUUGGUACGGCAUACAAGGCCAUUCUGGAGGAGUCAACAACAGUUGUCGUCAAGCGUCUGAAAGAUGUGAUAGUUGGGAAGAGGGAGUUCGAACAGCAGAUGGAAACCAUUGGUAGGGUUGGACAACAACACCCUAAUGUCACGCCUUUGCGUGCUUAUUAUUAUUCCAAGGACGAGAAGCUUUUAGUCUAUGAUUUUUUCUCAAGAGGCAGUUUGUCCACGCUUCUCCAUGUAAACAAGGCAAUAGGAGGAACAUCUAUGGACUGGGAAACUAGAGUCAAGAUAGCCCUUGCUGCAGCAAAGGGGAUAUCCCAUAUCCACCACAUGGGUGGUGCCAAAUUCACCCAUGGAAACAUAAAGUCCUCAAACAUCCUUCUCAACCAAGAUUUUGAUGUUUGUGUCUCUGAUUUUGGCCUGGCCCCUCUCAUGAGCUUCUCCGGAGCUCCGAAUCAGCCCGGAUACCGGGCCCCGGAGGUGAUCGAAUCACGUAAGCACACACACAAAUCAGACGUUUACAGCUUCGGUGUCCUGCUCCUGGAGAUGCUCACCGGGAAACUUCCAAUCCAAUCGCCCAGGCGUGGGGAUGACCUGGUUGAUCUCCCAAGGUGGGUCCAGUCAGUAGUCAGGGAAGAGUGGACAGCUGAGGUGUUUGAUGCCGAUUUGAUGAGGUUUCAGAGUGCAGAGGAAGAGAUGGUUCAGAUGCUGCAAAUUGCCAUGGCGUGCGUUGCGAGGGUUCCUGAGAUGAGGCCUAACAUGGACGAAGUCGUUAGAAUGCUUGAAGAAGUUCAAAAUGCAUACUCUGAAAACGUGAAGAAAUCCGACUCAAGGAAGGAUUCAGAUGUGACGACAACAACGACAACCCCUUGAUUCCCCACCUCUCUAUUGCAAAAUCAUCUUCUUGGACUUCAGGUGGUGAAAGUGUGAUUAUGAUAAUGUUCAAAUUUCAACAUUAAAUAAAGUUUGUCAUU